GUGAGUUAAUAAUGUCAAAUUGGAUAUGAAAAUCAGCUGUUUUGAGUGAUUCUGUUUGCAAGUCAGCUUUGUUUACCAGGGCUUAGCAUAAAGAUAAGGAGACCAACUUCAUUGUGCCUUCAGUACUGCUAUGUUGAAGAUGUCUUCGCAGCUGGACAGCAUCAUUAGCGCUUACAAGACUCUGACGAAGAUACCGUCAGUGGCUGGUGGUAAGCUGAACAAUGCAGCCAACAGAGUCACCGCCAAGUGGUCAGUGCGCAACCUGGACAAGGGCAUGAAUACUGCAUACACUACUUCAUACUCCUUGGAUGGCAACCUGAAUGUCAUCGCUCAAAGUGACUUUGGAAUGGAUGUUAGCAAUGAGAAACUGUCAGCAGUGUCUCCGCGGGAGACGUUCAAGGCGUUGAUCCGUGAGGAGAAAAAUGGCAAGGACUCGAAGAAACAGUACCUUGAGCUGUGGAGUAAGAACACCCUGGCCCACAGCGUGGAUCUCACUAGUCUGGACAUACAUGGAGAUGUGUAUGCUGACUCGGAAUUCGGCAGUUUGGACUGGUCUCCUGAUGAGACGUCCCUAGUGUAUGUCGCGGAGAAGAAGCUGCCAAAAUUUGAGCCUUACAUCAAGAGGAAGGCUGAAGACAAACCGAAGCUGGAUGGCAGUGGAGAGACUGCUCCUAAGAAGGGUGAAGAGUAUAUCUACAGACAGGAUUGGGGCGAGCAGUUGGUGGGCAAGCAUCUGUCCGUGGUGGUGGUAUUCCAGUUGGCCACAGAGACCUUUACCGUCCUCGGCGGCAUACCUGAAGGAAUGUGCCCUGGUCAGGUCCGUUUCUCCCCGGACGGGGGCAGCGUGGUGGGCGUGGUGUGGGAGUCGGAGCCGCGCAGACUGGGACUCAUCUUCUGCACCAACCGGCCCAGCUACAUCUUCGAGUGCACUCUCGAUGGCUCCUUCAGGAAGUUGAGUGGGGAAGGUGUAGCGGUGCGGUCCCCCCGGUGGUCCCCCGGGGGGGAGCUGGUGUGGCUGCAGCGUCGGGCGGACGGGCCGCACCACGCCUGCCACCAGCUCGUACGCAGGAACAAACAAAAUGGCGCAGUAUCACCUAUAAUAGACAUAAUAGACACAGAAGUGAAGAUUGCAACCGGAGAGAGUUUCCACGGCGUCUACUGCCAGGCGCUGCCGGCCAGGUGCUUCACGUCCGACGGCAGGCUCGUGUUGUCCUCGCCACAGAAAAAUGAAGUUCGAUCUUAUAUCGUAGAUCUAGGGUCUGGCAAGAUAUCAGAUAUCUCCAACAAGAGCUGUCCGUGUUCCACGAGCGUGCUGGACGUGCGCGGUGACGUCAUACUGGCCGCAUGCUCCAGUCUCACUACUCCGGGACAGGUGUAUAUAGCUCGCUUACCAUCGCCGGGCAGCGAGGCAGACAUCAAGUGGUCGCGCAUCACCUGCAACAGCGAGGCCCCGCCCGCAGUGUCGUCCGCCACGCUGCAGUACCUACACCUGCAGCACCAGGACUCACAGGAUACCGUCAAAUCUUUCACGGCGUUGUACUUAGCUCCUAAGAUAGAGAAUAAGCAACUGCCUUUGAUCGUGUGGCCUCAUGGAGGACCUCAUUCCAAUUUUGUCAACGCAUUCUCCAUUGAGGCUGCUCUCUUCAGCAUGCUGGGUUUUGCAUCCCUACAAGUGAAUUACCGGGGCUCAACUGGGGCGGGGCAGGACUCGGUGCACUUCUUACUCAAACGUGUUGGCGACGCAGACGUCAAAGAUUGCAAACUUGCCACAGACUAUGCCCUAAAGACAUUCCCCAUAGACCCCAAAAAGGUCUGCUUAACAGGGGGUUCUCAUGGGGGGUUCUUGGUCACCCAUCUAAGUGGGCAAUAUCCAGAUGUAUAUGCAGCCGUAGUCAGUAGGAAUCCUGUAACUGACGUUGCCAGUAUGUUCAAUUCUACGGACAUAGCUGAUUGGUGUGCAGUAGAAGCAGGUUUCGAGUUCACGGAGAAGGGUCCGGUGUCGGAAGACCAGUUGCUGGCCAUGCGGCGCUGCUCGCCCAUCGCCCACGUGCACAAGGUGAAGGCGCCCACCGCUCUCAUGCUGGGCAGCGGGGACAAACGGGUGCCACACUUCCAGGGGCUGGAGUACGCUAGGAGAUUGAAAGCUAAUGGAGUUACUACCAGAAUCUACAUGUACGACGACAAUCAUUCGUUGUCGUCACCAGCAGCUGAGAUGGACAACCUCAUCAACGGCACGCAUUGGUUCAUGGAGCACCUCAACUUAUAGUGCGAACACACAAAUAUAAGUAAUGAAGUAAAAAAUAAACAAAACAACAAUAGAAAAUGUAAUAAUAAACGCAAGGCUGUAAAUUAAAAAAAAGAAUCAAUUAAAGUUAAAAUGACUAACGACUGAAAGUAAUAGUUUAUUGUUAAUGUAAUCUUAAUUUUAAACUGUCAAACACCAAGCGGUCACCGGUGACCGCAACCUAUUGUUCUAUAAGUGUGUCUAUAAUGACGGUACUCGACGAGUUAAAUAGAAACUCUUUACAACUAUUAUCAAAAAUCGAUCUUAAUCUAUAGAUUUCGGAUUACGGGCCCACAGAAGAUCAACUGACUCUCAUCAGAGUCAUCGUCAACAGCCUAUAAAUGCUAACUGCUGAGCAAAGCCUCUUCUCACACGGAGAAGGUUUGAGCAUUAAUCACCA
Molecule: messenger RNA, 2684 nt
Organism: Spodoptera litura
Lineage: Eukaryota; Metazoa; Arthropoda; Insecta; Lepidoptera; Noctuidae
Product: acylamino-acid-releasing enzyme
Biological process (GO): proteolysis
Molecular function (GO): serine-type endopeptidase activity
Source: RefSeq, a predicted model, not a curated record